Trematomus bernacchii (emerald rockcod) is the source of this 2473-nucleotide messenger RNA. It is a transcript of the gene mettl24, whose product is annotated as methyltransferase like 24. The record is from RefSeq and is a predicted model, not a curated record. NCBI's taxonomy places the organism in Eukaryota, Metazoa, Chordata, Actinopteri, Perciformes, Nototheniidae.
UACUUUUGAAUCUGUUUGCAGAGCCUCAUGACAGAACUUUAGCAUGCUCAAAUUCAGGUUAAGAUGCAGGCUCACACAUGUGGGAUAACUCAUGCGCAGAGGUUUCGUUGACGACAUGUUUGUAUUUCAUUAACUUGCUGCUCUGUGUCAGGACUUUGGACCUGAAGGGAAGCUGGACGAGAGGAGAAAAUAACUCUUUAAGAAGAAUUACAGGAAGAAUGGGAUAGAAACAGCAAAGAGAAAAACUAAACUUGAAGUAGAAGAAAUGGACUGAGGGGAGAGAAAGGACAACAGAGUAGAGGGACAUGGGGAGAGAGAGACUCACCUGGGGACUGCUGCUGCGUGUGGGUGUUCUGCUCACUGGCUUGUGUGUGUGUGUUCAUGUUUACCUGGAGACCGGUUGGCGGGGAACACCUGCUCCCCUGGGACGUCCCACCCAGGAUAGUCAGAACUGGGGCCAACAAAGCAGAACCAAAGCAGAGGCAGAGGAGCAGGAAAGGAGCAUUAAAAAGAGAAUCUCUUAUGUCCGGACACUAAAGAAGGACAGCCAGACUAAGAAAGAGGAAGACAAAGAUGAGCCCUCACCUGCAUGCUGCCCACCCCUACGCUCCCACAGAAAGACUACUCGGUGGCAUAUAGACCUGGAGCCCUGGGCUGCUGUGAGUCAUUCUCUGGAGGAUGAAGCCAAAAGGUUCCUCAACUACAUCACAACACCACAAGUGUCAUGUGCAUCUUUGACCGGUGAUGAAGCUGCUCAGGAGGGGACCAAAGGGGCCUGGGCUGCAUGUCUGGACCCCAAAUUCAGCCUGAGCCACAGAAUACAGAGCAAACACUGCCGGGUGUACUCUUUUGGGCUGGGUGUGGAUGACCGGACCUUGGAGCGUUCUCUCUCCAGGGCGGGAUGUGAGGUCCACUGCUUCGAUCCCAGUCUGAAGCAGCCUCACCUGCAGCAGGCAGACAUGUGGCUUCAUCGGCUCUCCAUAGACUGGAGGGACCCCAACCCGGCCUUCGUCGCCCAGCGUCAGUACGCCAUCACCAAGAAACUGGCCACCAUUCUAAAUGACUUUGGACACAGACAGGUGGAUGUACUGAAGGCAGAUAUGGAGAGCGCUGAGUGGAAGAUUUUGGAGAACUUGGUCCUGGAAGGGGUUCUGGACUCAGUGGGGCAGCUGCUGUUGGAGCUCCACCUGCACUGGGCGGGCUUUGAGGUGGGGGGGGAAGACCCCUCCGUGGUGCGGUACUGGUUCAGCCUGCUGAAGGAGCUGGAGCGCGCCAACUUCCGCCUCUUCCACGUCCACAGUGACCCAGCCAAACCUCACCUCUUCCUGCAUAAGAAUGUUCUGAACGCCAGCAGUGUUUACACCCUGAGCUGGGUGAACACAGAGUGGAAGCCUUGAGGGAAGAGAGACGGAGCGAUAAACCCACAAAAAAAAAAACAUAUCUUGGCUUGAACAGCUUCUGGAUGGAAAUAUACAAGGUUGUGUCACAUGGAGUUUUAAGUCGGAGUACACAUUCUGCCAGACCACAGCUGUUCCUUAACAGACUGCUCUUAUCUGGCCUGACCUUUCUGCCAAGCUGAAAUCCCUGCUCCUACUUAUCCUGUUCUUCCUCUCCUGGCCUAUAAAGACCUUGGACGUGUAAAGGGGCAGAAUAAUUGCUUUCCGAGGCUCUCUGUGGUCUACCUCAUAGUGGUGGUGUUUUGGCUGCAGGUCAGCCUCCGAUUCAGUCAGCUCCGUCAUCAUGGUACUAUCAGAGCUUGUUGUUAGACAACCUUUCCAGAUUAUAAUGGUCUGCACAGGCCUACAGCCCACUCAUUAGAACAUGAAUAAAUAUACAUUUUGUUAAAGGAAAUGUAUUGAAUUUGAAUAUUUUGAGAAGGCAAUAGGGUCUGCUUUAAAAAAAGAGAAUAAGCAGAGGAAUGUGUGCAAAGGUAGAGAUGUCGGAAGCGGAUGAUUUCUGGACAAGCGGAUGUUUCCCUUUACUUGAACCCUGAUAUGAUUUUUAUCUCGAACCGAAAACAUAACAGUAAUGUGAAGGACGUCAGUGAUGCAUCUAGAUUUGCUCAUUUUUGAUUGUUGGAUAUUUGAAUGAAUAUGUGUGGGAGAGUGUGUGGGAAAAAGACAAAAAGAAUACAUGAACUUCAAUUAUUUCCUUCCCAUAUUGCAGUGUCCUGGGUUGUAAUGAAACAAAACCAACAAUUGAGGUCCACACAAAGCGGCAUUGUGUGACUGUCAUUUCUUUUCCUCCUUUCAGUUUUUGUGUGGUGUACAAUAAGCCUCACUCACCAUCUCUGCUGCACCAGAAGUUAACCAACAAACUUUCUCUGAAAACAAAUCACUGGGAUUGCCAACCUCAAAAAAUAUCCAAUAAAUCUGAUUUGCCAAAUAUUUAAAUGAAAUGUAAUAAAGAAAGUUAACAAAAGGUCUCUCAUGUGUUGUGUUAAAUUAUGGCUGAAUACACAUUUUGUCCAAGG